Molecule: messenger RNA, 1362 nt
Organism: Helianthus annuus (common sunflower)
Lineage: Eukaryota; Viridiplantae; Streptophyta; Magnoliopsida; Asterales; Asteraceae
Product: disease resistance protein SUMM2-like
Exons: 1
Coding region: 1-1362 (453 amino acids)
Molecular function (GO): ADP binding
Source: RefSeq, a predicted model, not a curated record
AUGGAGCAACUUGUAUUUGACCAAGUCGUUGGUCCAGUGGUAAAAUUUUUGACUGGCCAUAUCACAAAACACCUAGGAUAUGUCAUCUGCUCCACAAAACAUGUUAACAAUAUGAGAAAAAGAAUGAAGGAUUUGGAGGAUGCAAGCGCUGAUGUCAAAAGCCACAUGGAGAGAAACAACAUAAAUAACAAAGAGAUACCUAGUGGCGUACGUGAUUGGUUGAAUGAUGUUGAAAAUAUCAAGGAAAACGUUGAAAGCAUUUCAAGUGACGGUGUUGGAUGUUUAAACAUGAAAAUGAAGUACCGAGUUGGAAGAAAAGCUUGUGAGGAUAACGAGACAAUUAAAGAACUUAUUACAAAAAAUGAUACGUUUAAAUGGACUGAUGCCCGAAUACCUUCAGGAAUAACCGAUUCCAAACCUGCAUCAUCCGCUUCUUCUACACCAUCAUUGGUUGGAGAUGUGUUCAGGUCAAGAGACAAGCCAUUCAACGAUGCAUUGAAGUUCCUUCAACAAGACAACAUUAAGAGUCAAGUGAUAGCGUUGUGUGGAAUGGGUGGUAUUGGCAAAACCACCAUGAUGGAACAACUCGAAAGGGUUGCAAAUGAGCGGAAGAUGUUUUAUCGGAUUGUGAAGGUAACUAUUGGGAGUAAUCCCAAAAUGCAUUCUAUUCAGAAUGAUAUAGCAAUACGGUUAGGAGGUGAAGGUUUACCGGAAGAGAUCGAUACAUCAAGGGCGGAUAGUCUUUGUACAAGAUUCAGAAAAAUAUUAGGAGAUGAUAGAACAAAUGCUAAAGAUGAUAAAAAAAAGAUUCUAGUUAUACUGGAUGAUGUGUGGGAGAAGGUUAGCCUCCAAGAUAUUGGAUUAACAAGUCCUUUGCCUGAAGGAGUCAAGUUAUUGCUCACAUCAAGGGAUUCUAAUAUUUGCAAACAAAUUGCAGUCGAUGCUGGUACAUCUCUUCAUGAAGUUGAUGUCAAUCUCUUGGAGGUGGAGGAAGCAAACAAUUUCUUUUUUCAAAUUACCCAAGUUUCAAAAGAUGACCAUGAUAAGUAUCCAAUAGGGUGUGAAAUUGUUAAGAAAUGUGGUUGCUUACCACUUGCCAUCCGACUCAUUGCAUCUACCCUAAAAUUUGAAGAAGAUUAUGUAUGGAGAGAUACCCGUAACCGCUUGAUGAAUAACCAUGUGGAUAUUGUGCAAGAAGUUAUCCAGAUAAGCUAUGAUCAUAUAAAAGAAUACGAGGAAAGAGAGAUUUUUCUGCAUUGUGGCUUGUUUCCUGAGGACGCUAAUAUAUCAAUAGAGGAUCUCACGAGACAUGCAUGGGGCCUAAAGCUGUUAAAAAAAUGUUUCUACUUUAGCAGAGGCUAG